This is a messenger RNA of Effrenium voratum, 1071 nucleotides long. NCBI's taxonomy places the organism in Eukaryota, Dinophyceae, Suessiales, Symbiodiniaceae. The record is from the annotation of a GenBank genome assembly.
AUGAGACUGACUGCAAAAAAUCUGGCUUCAUCCGCCCUUCUCGGGCUGCUGAGCUUCGCCUCCCUGUCCAGUUUUUCCCUGGCUGAAACCAUUGGACCGAACAACGAAAACGCAACUCCCUCCUCCGCUGUCGUCGUCGCGGAUGACAAAGUGGACGCCAUUCGGUCCGGCAACUACAAGGCCGCGCUCCUGUGGCACGACCAGUCGGAUUUCGUGAACGCCGUCACCGCAGGUGCAAGUGACGAGUUUAAACGCCUCGGAAUUGAGGUCGUGGCGACUGCCAGUGCAGGUUUCGAUGCUGCGAAGCAACGCAGUGACAUCGAAACUUCGCUCGCAAAGGAACCGAACAUCAUCCUGUCUCUGCCACUUGAUCCGGUUACAUCCGCAGCGGCAUUCAAGGAAGCGCGCGACAGUGGUGUUUCGCUUGUCUUUCUGUCCAACCUGCCCUCCGGGUACGAACAUCCACGGGAUUACGCAGCCAUCGUCACCGACGACCUCUUCCAGAUGGGCAAGCAGGCGGCCGACGCCCUUGCGUCAUCAAUGAACGGCAAGGGAACCGUCGGCUGGAUCUACCACGAUGCCGACUACUACGUGACCAAUCAGCGGGACAACGCCUUCAAGACAACGAUCGAAAACGACUAUCCGGACAUUUCAAUCGUCGCCGAACAGGGUAUCAGCGACCCGGCCCGUGCCGAGGAAAUCGCCAAUGCGAUGCUUCUGAAGAACCCGGAUCUUGGUGGCAUCUACGUAACCUGGGCAGGACCGGCAGAAGGCGUGCUGGCGGCCUUGCGGGCGAACGGCAACAAGAGCACGAAGAUCGUGACACUCGACCUGUCCGAGCCGGUUGCCGUCGAUAUGGUUCGCGGUGGUAACGUCGCUGCAAUCGUCGCAGACGAGGCUUACGAACUCGGGCGCGCCAUGGCCGCCGCCGCUGCCCUGCGUCUUGUCGGCACGGAUGUACCGCCCUUCGUCGUCGCACCGGCCAUAACGGUUACCGCAGACACGGUUGCCGAAGGCUGGAAGAAAUCAUUGAACAUCGAUCCGCCGGCAAGCGUUUCCUCCGCGAAUUAA